Linum tenue is the source of this 275-nucleotide messenger RNA. Lineage: Eukaryota; Viridiplantae; Streptophyta; Magnoliopsida; Malpighiales; Linaceae. The record is from the annotation of a GenBank genome assembly.
UGUUACGCGGAAGAUUCUAGAGCAUUCUAGAACGAUGCAAGUACGUGCAUGCAUCUUCCGAUUCAUGCACCUAUGUACAUGCAUCCCCCUUUUUCUAUCUUUAUUCAUGUAUCUCAUUAAUUACAUUCAUGUAUGGGGCUGGUUCAUGUAUGGGGGGACUAUCUAGGUUCGUUCAUUUAUGACGGCCAUGUACAUUGUACUUAGUGGAGAGGAUGCCUAUAUAAGCAGCCCUCUCCACCACUUUUCAUUCAUCCAGAAAUUGAGAGAUUUCCAUC